Messenger RNA from Erythranthe guttata (spotted monkey flower), 612 nucleotides. Its product is annotated as F-box/kelch-repeat protein At3g23880. Lineage: Eukaryota; Viridiplantae; Streptophyta; Magnoliopsida; Lamiales; Phrymaceae. The record is from RefSeq and is a predicted model, not a curated record. Gene Ontology annotation, molecular function: protein binding.
AUGAAGGAAGAAAUCGAGAACCUUCAGGAAGAAAUAAUCGAGGAAGUACUGUACAUAUUGCCAAUAAAAUCCUUGUUGAGAUUCAAGUGCGUUUCGAAACGGUGGCGUUCUUUGAUCUCCAGCAAACGUUUUGCGAAAGAGCAUCUAAAGAAGAAAUCAUCGACGAGUACGAAUGAUUCCGAUUUCAGCCGCCGUACCCUGUACAGCUUUUAUCGUUGGCACAACUAUUGCGGUUCAGACUCCGUCGGGUCUAUAUUUCACCUCGGUCAAUGUAAUCUUCCAUCUGAAACCACCACCACCGAAACGUCGUCGUCGUUUAAUCUUCAGUCUUUAACCGCCGCAACGUUAUCCAUAGAUUCGAUUUCCAUAGUAUUAUAUGGUUCAUGUAAUGGGCUAAUACUCUUCUCCAUGCUACAUUUGGUUAAUAGUUUGCUUAUAUGGAAUCCUGCAACUAGACAAGCUAAGAAACUUCCACCUCCGUAUUUGCUUUCCCAAGGUAUGUGGCCUAGUUGCUUCUUUCACGGAAUCGGGUACGAUGAGUCUACCGACGACUACAAGGUUGUCAACAUCUCCAAAGAUUUUAGUCCCUACCACUACCAAACACAUAUAUAG